AUGGGGCCCCCGGGCAAUAGGGGAUCAUGGGGCCCCUGUGUCCUUGCCCAAACUCAAAAAAACCUACAGAAAUUAUAUGUAUAUAUAAUGAUACGUGACACCAGUGUCCACAACAAUAAGUUAUAAACAUGCAGGUGAAUCUUGUGCGUUGUAGGCUCUGGUGAUGACUCUAAACCAGGGUUGGACUGACAACUCAUGGGGCCCCCGGGCAAUAGGGGAUCAUGGGGCCCCUGUGUCCUCACCCACACCCAAAAAGCCUAUGAAAAAGCCAAUGAAAGGUACCAGGAGCAUCUCAUGGGGCCCCCUACUGACCCCGGGCCCUCGGGCAGUGCCCGGGUGCUCAAAUGGUCAGUCCGCCCCUGCU
Messenger RNA from Staurois parvus, 364 nucleotides. Lineage: Eukaryota; Metazoa; Chordata; Amphibia; Anura; Ranidae. The record is from the annotation of a GenBank genome assembly.